Molecule: messenger RNA, 2132 nt
Organism: Diospyros lotus (date-plum)
Lineage: Eukaryota; Viridiplantae; Streptophyta; Magnoliopsida; Ericales; Ebenaceae
Product: fatty-acid-binding protein 2
Exons: 11
Coding region: 421-1704 (427 amino acids)
Cellular component (GO): chloroplast stroma
Molecular function (GO): fatty acid binding; intramolecular lyase activity
Source: RefSeq, a predicted model, not a curated record
AUUUCAUUUGCCUGUUUCCUGAUGAUUUACAUGCAUCCUUCGCAUUCUUCUUCUCCUUCUUCUUUGUUUGUUCUCUGUUUUGUGGCAAGUAUUUGGUUAAUCGUUGCGUUCUGAGUCGUUGGAGAGAGCUAUGAGCCGUUGUGUGAGGAAUUGUGGUAUUUAUAGUGUUGUAUUUUGAAAUCCGGAUUACUUUUUCUGCGACAUUUUUUUGGAGAUUUCCCUUUUUUGCCUUUCUUGGAAGUGGUCAAAGUGAUCAAUUGUUGUCAAUGCUUGUAAGUGUUGUUAUAGAUAGCGGGCGCGGCAUGGAUGUCGUUGUCGGUGGACUAAAUUAGAGCUUGGUUCUUAUCUUGCCACGGGGAUUUCACAUUGAGAAAGUGUGAAGUUUUUUGAAGGGGGAAAGCAACCUGUGCAUAAUUAAAUAUGCGGAAUAAUUGGUUGUUCUUUAUGGAUCUUGAUAAUGGGGGUUCUCCUUACAUGUUCCCCGCUGAUCCAUUUGCUCCGCAAAUUUUUGGGGGUAAUUUAUUAUCCCAAAUUAGUUGGUUUGUAGACAAUUCAGUUUACCACUCCAAACAGUUUUAUGUCCCUGGAAGUUUGGCUCUUCAGGAAGCUUUCAACUGUCUCUCAAAGUUUUCAGGUGCCCUAUUGUUUUGGUUUGCCAGUGUGUCAAAUUCUAGAACAAGUGGCAACUUUCCAGGAAAUUCGCAUAAAUCGAAAGGCCAUAACUCUCCUGUGCGAGUAAAACACAUAACCUCAAGUAGACAUAAUCUUUUAGGAUUUUUCUGCAAUUCUAGGUCAAAGGGGAAAUCUUCUCACUCGAAGAUUUCAAGCUUCACUGCUAGACAAUUGCAGAAUGGAGCUGAGGAGCUUCUAUCAUUCCCGGCCCUCUCAUUGGCUGCUGCUUUGGUUCCACCCUUUGACAAUGUGUCCACAAAGGCCUUAGGUGUUCCUUUGGUGAACACUACUGAUUUGCAGAUCCAGAGAUGCAUGGAUGAAAAUCCCUGUGAUGUUGAGCAUCAAGGAUGCACCGAUCUUUCUUUUUCUGACUUGAACUGGACAAGGCAUGCAGUUGAGCCCAGAACUGGCAUCAAGUUCCCUACUAUUUUGGAUACCAUUUUAGCUGGAGAGAACAACUCCCUUUCAGCAUCAGAGGUCCUUGUGGGAACUGGAUCUAGAACUAUGACCAUAAUUAAAAUCAAAUCAUUGAAGGUCUAUGCAUUUGGGUUUUAUGUUCAUCCUUAUGAUGUCUGUGUGAAGUUGGGUCCAAAAUACGCUUCUAUUCCUGUUGGUGAAGUCAACAAUUGCCCUGAGUUUUAUCAGGAUCUUCUCAGGGAGGAUAUCCAUAUGACUCUUAGGCUUGUGCUUAAUUGUAAUGGGAUGAAAAUCAGUACCGUGAAAGAUGCUUUCGAGAAAUCCCUUCGAGCACGGUUAGUUAAGAUGAACCCAGACACUGACUAUAACUGCCUCAAAGCAUUUGGUUCGCUUUUUGCACAAGAUAUUGCCUUGCAUGCGGGAACAACAAUAGAUUUCCGGCGAACAGCUGACGGACAACUAAUUACAGCGAUUGGAGGGAAUGAAAUUGGAGCUGUCCACAGCAAGGAUUUGUGCAGGGCUUUCUUCGAUAUGUACAUCGGAGAUCUUCCUGUUUCUGAGCAAACAAAAGAAGAAAUUGGUAGUAAUGUUUCUCGUAUCAUGAGGAGGUGCUAACCCGCCGGGUUCCUUCCAUGUCUCCAUUGUCCCCCUUUUUACGGACGAUUGGUAGCUUGUGUUGUCCAAGUAACCGGGUGCCCAUUUGCACAGCCGGGCCAAGGCCAAUUAUGGUUUAGCUCUUCUGAUUAAUUCUCAAAUUGAUAGGGUAGGGGUUUGCCUCGGGCAUUUAGGAUAUAGACAACUUCCAUGGAUGCUGUAACUAUUCUUUUUCAUAUUCGUGUUCGUGUUCGUGUUCGUCUUUUGUCUUUGUCUUUGUCUUCGUCUUCAUGGGAUUGGCAGCAAGUAGCCAGAUCUCUAGGUUUGGAGUGUGGAUUUUCUUCCUCCUCUUUUGUAAUUCAGCCCGGACCUUGCUGACCAAAUCCCCAUAUUUGAUGUAAGAUUAUAAUCUGUGUUUUUAUGAAAUUAGGUGGUGUAAAGUGAGCUUC